Triplophysa rosa is the source of this 849-nucleotide messenger RNA. It is a transcript of the gene them6, whose product is annotated as thioesterase superfamily member 6. The transcript has 3 exons. Bases 113 to 733 code for a protein of 206 amino acids. The record is from RefSeq and is a predicted model, not a curated record. Lineage: Eukaryota; Metazoa; Chordata; Actinopteri; Cypriniformes; Nemacheilidae.
AGUUUCAGUGACGUCACAUGAAGGGGGCGUGCCCACACGUGUCCAUCGAGUCGAGGGUUGAAGACGUGAAGCGGCUCCAGUACGGCCUUCGGCGGGUGCUGUGAACGCGAUCAUGGAAGAAGACACCCUGCUGUGGAUUCUGGUCGUGUUGUUGCUUUUGUUCUGCAGUGUGGAUGUGUGGUACUUCAUUCGAGCAGUUGCUGUGGUGACCAGGGCUUGGUUUCUGUCUCCUGUAUUUGACAUCACAGGAGAGCAAACCGUCAGCGGGUGGGUGCUUCUCCGUGACGUUGACCUUUGCCAUAUGAACAACGCCCGCUAUCUUCGUGAGUGUGACUUUGCCCGUUUCUCUUUGUAUACUCGCAAUGGGGUGUUCAAGGCUAUAAGGGCCCUUGGGGCCAACAUGGUUGUUGGGGCAACAACCAUCCGCUACCGGCGGCCAUUGUGUGUGGGUGAGGCAUUCGAGCUGCGGAGUAGAAUCGUCACUUGGGAUGACAAGUCAUUUUACGUGGAGCAGCGGUUUGUGUCCAGCAAGGAUGGAAUGGUCUCUGCCGUCAUGUACUGCAAACAGAAUGUACUGCGUAGCAGCCCCGAUAAGAUCCUGCAGCACUUGUGCAAAAGAAAGGUUGAAGUGCCAGAAUUUCCUGAAGACCUGCAGCACUGGAUCAAUUUCAUCUCUUCCAGUAGUAAAGCUCUCAGAGAGGAAAGUGGACUGGAUAAUGCAAAGAAUAAAUGAGGACUUACACAGAGCUACCGCUUUCAACGGACUGUCACACACUGGUUUACAAAAACAUUCUGAUUGACACACGUCAGAUGCUUCAAUAAUAAAAAUGUGAAUUAUACUUUGUUGUA